UCACGGUCCUCGGACCUCUUGCUCAAAAGUUCACUUGAUUGUUAUCCGUCGUUAUCGCCCAAUACAGCGUUAAGCUCUGGCAGAGCGGUACCAGAUUUUAUUCAAAUCACAGAAUAAUCACAGAAUAGUAAGUGGGAGUGUUGCAGCAGUCUACAGUGCAGAUCCUCCGCGAAGCCAAGAUGACCAAGCGCAAAGGGAAAAGUGCCAUUAAACAGGACGACAGUUUGCUGCUCUUGGAGACGCCAUCUGUAACACCACAGAGGGGAUUUAAAGAAUAUGCUGUCCCUGCCAUUGUUAUCUUUAUUUUCGCUGUCGGGGGAUCAUCGGUACUUUGGCUCUCCAUUCAGCAACAGCAAACCAUCGACAGUUUGACAGAGACAGUCAAUGCAAUGCAACUUAGGAUAACCAAGUUCCAACAGCAGUUGGGGAUGGGUAAUGCACAGAUCGCCAAUGUGGGUGUUUUUGAAGAGCGUCUUCAAACACUGGAAAAGGCCUACACGCAGGCCCAAAAAAAGGCAGACGUCGCCCUGGCCACAUCAGAAAAAAUCCAAUCUACUGAUCUUCAAAGCCAAGUCUGGUCUCUUCAGUCUGAGAUGAAUGGCAGACUAUCUGAACUCCAGCAAGAGUUUGUUUCAACUGCAGCUUUGAAUUCAGUGGUCAAGAAUAAGACUGAAGAGAUUGAAACUCUGAAGCAGAGGCUUAAUUCUAUCCUCACUGCUAACACUGACGUAGCUGUUACCAUUUCUGGGCUCACAGACACCGUUUUGGUCACCAAAUCACGUCUCGACCAGCAGAUGUCUACUGUAGAAGGUCUCACAUCUGAGUUGGAGGAACAAAGAAUGGAACUUAAAAGCUUGAAGGAAUAUUUUGUUAGAAACAAGAAAGCUCUUGAAAGGAACAGACAAGAGGUGAUGGACAUCAAGGAUCUGCUGGAGAUGGAACAGACAAGAAGAUCCCAAGCUCUUGAGGAGCAGCUCGUGGCUGUCCGUAGGAAUCUGGAGGACCAUCAGAGGAGUACUCACAGCCUUCACUCUCACCUUGCUUCCCAGCUUGAUAUAAUCCAGAAUCAGGUGGUAUCUGAAGGCCAGCAGCCCAAUUCAGAGGAAAAUAUUCCAGUAGAAACCCAGCAAGUGGAGCAAGCAGCAACUCAGGAGGAAGUUCCAAUCAAGGAUCAAAAGGAUCAAACCGUUACUGAGGAGGAAACCGUAACCGAGGAGGUUCAUGUUGCAGAAAGCGAGCAAUUGGUACCUGAGGAGAAAGAGUCAGCUGAGGAUGUUCAGUUCCACAGAGAAGAACCUGCUGAAGAGCAUGCAGAUUUUCCUGAGGAAAAUCAAGUAAAAAAAGAUGCAUCUGAGGAGCAAGUAGUAACUGAAGAGGAUGACCAAGCUGAUGGGGUUCCAUUCCACAAGGAAGAAGUUGAGGAGGAAGCAGUAACUCAACAGGAUGAAAUACCGGACGAACUGCGGGUAUCUGAUGAGGAGGAACCAGAGGAGGAGGUUCAAGUCCUGAGGGAAGAAGAAGUUAUUGAGAAGCAAGUAGUAACUGAAGAGGAUGACCAAGCUGAUGGGAUUCCAUUCCACAAGGAAGAAGUUGAGGAGGAAGCAGUAACUCAACAGGAUGAAAUACCUGAGGAACUGCAGGUAUCUGAUGAGGAGGAACCAGAGGAGGAGGUCCUGAGGGAAGAAGUAUUUAUUGAGAAGCAAGUAGUAACUGAAGAGAGUAUGAAACACGAGGAAGUUCAGAUCAAUGAUGGAGAUGCUUUUGAGGAGCAAGCGCUAACAGAGACGGAUGAAGUAACUGAGGAGAUUCCAAUCCAAGAAGAAGAAACUGUCAUGGAGCAAACAGAAAGCAUUCCUUCCGAGGAAGACCCAACUUCCACGGAGGAGAGGGAAAUUGAGGAAAGUGUGGCCGAGGCUGUGGAGAACUUCUCACAAGAUCAUGCUGUUGAAGAUAUCAGUCAGGAGGCGACACCACAGGAGCCACUAGAUGAAAUUGUGAAUCAGAAAGACUUGGAAGAAGAUGUGUCAGACUCUGAGGAAGAAGAACCUGCUGAGGAAGAACAAGAUGAAAAAGACAAUUCAGCCAAUAAAAGUUACCAAGAUAACGAUUAAAAAUUAAAGACUUUUUCUGAGGACUUUAAAUGAUCCAAAUUUCCCACUGAAUUACGUGAAACGUGAUACUUCACCUUUGUUGAAAUGUUCCUCAGUCUUACUUUGUACUCAAAAGUGAACUUUGAACCUAGCAGCGAUUUUUCAUAUCCAGUGAUGGAUUUGGUUUUCUAGUGAUAUCUUGAAUUGCUCUGUUUACACUGAAAAUGUAGAUAAGGUUGAUAUUGUUUUACUAGGUUACACAUUUAAAGAAUUGCAUUUCAUACAGUGGUUUGCCAGCUCACUAACCUCAGGAGUGUCACUUAAAUAAAACUGCUUUCUAUGUUUUUUACUAUUUCCA
Molecule: messenger RNA, 2448 nt
Organism: Pimephales promelas (fathead minnow)
Lineage: Eukaryota; Metazoa; Chordata; Actinopteri; Cypriniformes; Leuciscidae
Source: RefSeq, a predicted model, not a curated record